Messenger RNA from Sardina pilchardus (European sardine), 1866 nucleotides. RefSeq names its product 1-acylglycerol-3-phosphate O-acyltransferase 9, like (gene agpat9l). NCBI's taxonomy places the organism in Eukaryota, Metazoa, Chordata, Actinopteri, Clupeiformes, Clupeidae. Gene Ontology annotation, biological process: triglyceride biosynthetic process. The transcript is spliced from 13 exons. Bases 199 to 1545 code for a protein of 448 amino acids. Gene Ontology annotation, cellular component: endoplasmic reticulum. The record is from RefSeq and is a predicted model, not a curated record. Gene Ontology annotation, molecular function: glycerol-3-phosphate O-acyltransferase activity.
CCACUGAGGAUUGCGUAGCCGACACCUUCACCGUCCUCAUUUCCAAGCCGUGGCCAGUGGAUGGCGUCAUUUGUAAUCAGUAUGAACUUUGUUCUACAUUGAAAGGGAUCGCCACAAAGUCAAACUUCAUUAGACAUUUGAGAGAAGAGGACAUGGAAUGACAUCUGUAUGAGGUAAGGGAAGUAGCGUUCUGGAGAAAUGGAGGACUCCUGGGGUACCGUGAUUUCGGUGGUGAAGGUGUGGUUCUCACUGGUAGUGGGGCUCAUCAUGCUGCCGUCCAUGUUUGGACUCUCCCUGGGGAUAACAGAAACAUACAUGACGAUCUUGAUCAAAACCUUGAAGUGGGCCACCAUGAGAAUACAGAAAGGAGUCCAGGAGCAAGUGACACUGAAGGCCUCCCCAUCUAAUGGAAUCAUCGAGAGGGACGACGGCUCCAUGGAGCAAGAGAUCGGGGAUCUGCGGCACGGCCGACCGAGGACCCACGAGGGGGGCGACUUCACCCUCAGCGACGUCUUCUACUUCAGCAGGAAAGGCAUCGAGACCAUCGUGGAGGACGAGGUCACCCAGAGGUUCACGUCCGAGGAGCUGGCCUCCUGGAACCUGCUGACACGCACCAACUACAACUUCCAGUACAUCAGCCUGCGGCUUACCAUCUUGUGGGGAUUGGGGGUCGUGGUGCGCUAUUGUAUCCUUCUCCCUCUGAGAGUUACCCUGGCCUCUAUUGGUCUAAUCUGGCUGGUGAUAGGAACAACGCUGGUGGGAUUUCUGCCAAACAGCAGGGUGAAGAACUGGCUGAGUGAGCUCGUCCAUGUCAUGUGCUACAGAAUCUGUGCAAGAGGCCUUUCAGCCGUUAUCCAGUACCACAACAGAGAAAACAAGCCCAAAAGAGGUGGACUUUGUGUUGCUAAUCACACUUCACCCAUUGAUGUCGUCAUUCUUGCCAAUGAUGGCUGCUAUGCUAUGGUAGGCCAAGUCCACGGUGGUCUCAUGGGAGUGAUCCAGAGGGCUAUGGUCAGGUCCUGUCCACACAUCUGGUUUGAGCGAUCAGAGAUGAAAGAUCGCCACCUUGUGACUCAGAGACUAAAAGAUCAUGUGCAUGAUAAGACCAAGCUUCCCAUAUUGAUUUUCCCCGAGGGAACAUGCAUCAAUAACACAUCAGUCAUGAUGUUUAAAAAAGGAAGCUUUGAGAUCGGUGGCACUGUCUACCCAGUGGCUAUAAAGUAUGACCCCCAGUUUGGUGAUGCCUUCUGGAACAGUUCUAAGUACAACAUGGUGAGCUAUCUGCUGAGAAUGAUGACAAGUUGGGCUAUUAAGUGCAAUGUCUGGUAUCUUCCUGCCAUGGUCCAAGAGGAAGGAGAAGAUGCAGUUCAGUUUGCCAAUAGAGUAAAAUCUGCAAUCGCUCACCAGGGUGGACUGCUAGAUUUAUGCUGGGAUGGGGGCCUGAAGAGAGGGAAAGUGAAGGACACGCUAAAGGAACAGCAGCAGAAGAUGUACAGCAGCAUGGUGGUGGGGGACGACAGCAGCAGCGGCAGUGCCAGUGACUGACUUUUUCCCGUUCCGACGAAGAAGCCACCCGCUAAUCCCUCUCAGCGUCUGAAAGCAUGUUAAGGGCGGAACGCGCUUCCCUGCACCAUUCAUUGCAAAGUGAGUCCUCUCACUGCUGGAAUACUGCCGGAAUACCGUGCCAUUUUCUGGGGAAUGGAGAGGAUUCAUGGAGGUUUGAGUCCAUACGGACUCCCUCUACUUUGAUUGAGAGAUGCUUUCCUUGAUAUUCAAGACAGAAUGAAGCACAGCCCAGGAUUGUAAUGUAUUGCGUGUCCCCAUUGCAGUGUCUUUUAAAAAUAAAGUUUUCAGCACUCUGAAACA